This is a messenger RNA of Odontomachus brunneus, 2572 nucleotides long. RefSeq names its product zinc finger protein 525-like. The transcript has 2 exons. Gene Ontology annotation, molecular function: RNA polymerase II cis-regulatory region sequence-specific DNA binding; DNA-binding transcription activator activity, RNA polymerase II-specific. Gene Ontology annotation, biological process: regulation of transcription by RNA polymerase II. Gene Ontology annotation, cellular component: nucleus. The coding region runs from base 732 to 1793 and encodes 353 amino acids. The record is from RefSeq and is a predicted model, not a curated record. NCBI's taxonomy places the organism in Eukaryota, Metazoa, Arthropoda, Insecta, Hymenoptera, Formicidae.
AGAAAACUACGCAGUGAAACUACUGUAGUGAAAGUGUCGUCAUCUGACGACUUAUGGGACGAUGAGAAAAACGAAUAUAUAGAUCGAGUAUUGAACGAGGGACAGACCUCGUGUCCAUUCUAUUUGAAGCGCUUCGAUCACGUGUAGCUUCUGAAUAGACACGUCGUAGCAAUUCACCAGCGAAAAACGUACAAGUGCAACAAGUACCGUGCAUUUUACUACAGCGAGCAGAAUUUGAAAAAGUAUCUUAAGAGCCACAGCGACGAUUACUUUUUCGAGUGCGACAUGCGUCACGUUGAAUACAAGGGGAAGGCCACGCUGCAUACACGUUCGAUACACGUCAGCAGGAAGCAUAUAACAGCGAAGUUUACAUACGCCGCUACUGCGUGACGAAUCUGUAUAGAGCCAUGAAUGGAAACACAGGAAACGAGCCGAGAAAAACAACCAAUUGUCGUGCCCUUUAUGUGUGAAAAAGUUCCAGAAUCAAACUCGUCUCGACGAUCAUCUAUUGCUACACAAGAAGGACUAUAGGAGCAGCGAGUGCGACGUGAUCGUGAAUUCGUCCAAGCAGCGGAAUAUCAUAAAAAGGAAAGCCUAUCAUCAGGCAGAAAGGAAGGCGUGAGGGAGGUCUUCGUUUAGUAAUAUUGGGCUCGUGGAAAUCUGUUCUUGGAAAUAGCUCCACAAAUAGAAGAAUCACAAGAGUUAAUUCCGCUCGAAUUCAGUGUCAAGAUAUGAUUAAAACGGUUACUAUAAAUUCGCCGUUAAAAUCGCAAAAUUCGUUGGAAAAGUUGGCAGAAUACAAACAGUUUGAUUCACCGGUUAUUGUAGAAGCGAGUGCGACGUCGCAGCAACAGUCGGAUUCGCCGAGUCCUCAGAAAGAGCAUACCGAAGUGGAUGAAGUCUUGGAUAAGAUACGAAAUACGUGUCCAUUUUGCGACAAACAUUUCAACACUGCAAAGAAGGUCGAGAAUCAUGUGAAAUAUGUGCAUCGUAAGCCUUAUAAGUGCGACAAGUGCAAAAAGUCGUGUUACACACAGAGAGCACUGAAUGAACACAAGAGAAUACACCGGCCGGAUUAUUUUUUUGAAUGCGACAUCUGCCAUAUGAGAUAUAAGAGCGUGUACGGCUUGCAGAGACACAACAUUCGCACUCACAGCGACCACGAUUCGCGAUACAUCUGCGAGCACUGCGGCCGCAGUUACAAGCUGCAGAUCGACCUGACGCACCAUGUGAAAAGAACGCAUCCGUCGCAGUUGCAAAUCUGCCGCUUCUGCGGCAAGGCGGUCAAGGACGUGAGGAGCCACGAGUGGCAGCAUCAGAGGCGCAAUCACGAGUUCAAUUACAAGUACCCGUGCCAUUUAUGCCGCAAGAAGUUCCUCCACAGGAGCAGGCUGGACAGCCAUCUCAAGUUACAUGAGAAGGGUUUCAAGUGCGACGAAUGCGGCAAGGAGUGUGUUGGCACGCGUGAGCUCCUCAGUCACAAGCGCUUCAAGCACCGGCACGGGAACAUUUCCACCUGCAUCCUUUGCCAAAAAACGUUCACGUCCGUCAGCAAUUUCUAUCAACACGUGCUCACGCACGCCGGCAUACGGCCGUACAAGUGUGACAUCUGCGAGGAGGACUUCACGCAACGUUCCAGCCUGCUACGACACAGGAGGCAUCAUCCGGGACCGCUACCGCCGAUGCAGUCGACGCAUCCGCAGAUAGCCGGCCUAGCUAAGAGUUACCUGCAGAAGGUGCAAAGUGAAAACAUCGACAAGAGUUUAGUGGUAGACGCGCGAUCGUCAGCGUAAAUCUGUGAAAUUCAUUGUAUACAUACGUAGGCUCAUGUUGGAUAAUGUCUUGUCGAAGUGGUGUCUUGUACAAGUGAUACAUUGUUUGUUGUUGUGAAACAGUGUUUUCCGGUGGAACUAUUACUGACUUUCCUUUCAAGUGCAAAGUACUUGGUAUACAGUAUGCUAAUAGCAAGUAUGGAACAUAUUCCUAAACAUUUUUUAUAUAGAAAAUUUAUACUACUCUAUGUUAAUUGUUCCUUUUUCAGACGACGGAUUCAUAUUCUUCGUGAUCUCGAGAGUCCUAAUUAAAUCAUCUUGUAGAUAAACUUGUAAUAACUUCAUUAAGACUGUAGAUCAGCAUUCGAAAUUAUUCGAGGUGAUUUUCCCACCUAUCCGUUGUGUGUGCAAUUGGCGGUCAGUCUCAGAAUCGUCAAUUUAACAAGACUUGCGGGAUUCACCUUAAUUUGUGAAACUAGUCCUCUAUACGUAUUAUUUCUAUAUAAUUUAUGUAUCUCUAUUCGCACCAUCAACAUAUUAUAUUACAUUUACAACAAGAAUAUUAGUUUCAACAAGAACUUUUCAGAGAUUAGGUAGAGUCCUACAGUUCUUAUAAAGUUGACGUUCCUGAGGCUGUUCGCAAGUCGCAGCUCAACAAAAAAGCAGGAGAGACAAGGGAAAGAAAAUAAGCGUAGACUUCGGAAAUUGCUUCCUCAAUGAAAGUAACUUUGAGCAUUGUUGUAGAGGAAGAAAUUAUUGUCAUGUAUUUGAUUAAUACAAAUCUCUUUAUUAGUGAAGAA